Arctia plantaginis is the source of this 246-nucleotide messenger RNA. NCBI's taxonomy places the organism in Eukaryota, Metazoa, Arthropoda, Insecta, Lepidoptera, Erebidae. The record is from the annotation of a GenBank genome assembly.
AUGGGAGGAGAAAUAAGAAAAAAGAUAAGAAACAAAGCUGCGGUGAUUGUCAAUAUAGUGGAUGCAAGACAAACAGGUAGCAAUAUCGAGACAUCCAUAGAGUACACCGGUGAUAUCAAUAAGCGGCGUGAUACCACGACGAACUGCCGAGAUAAAGUAGGGGAGGAGCGCGUGCUCCACAGAGAUUGCCAACGAUUACCGUGUGAUUCCUAUCAACUGAGCCCGCUCCCUGCACCCACCUUAUGA